This is a messenger RNA of Coturnix japonica (Japanese quail), 4638 nucleotides long. RefSeq names its product protein tyrosine kinase 2 (gene PTK2). Gene Ontology annotation, molecular function: protein tyrosine kinase activity; ATP binding. Gene Ontology annotation, biological process: protein phosphorylation; signal complex assembly. Gene Ontology annotation, cellular component: cytoskeleton; focal adhesion. Lineage: Eukaryota; Metazoa; Chordata; Aves; Galliformes; Phasianidae. The record is from RefSeq and is a predicted model, not a curated record.
GACUGGCAGGGCACUGCCUGCUCGGGGCUGGCCGACGAUGGAGGCAGCUCCCGUUCUCCUGGCGGCCGCGGGCGGCUGCAGCCCCGAGCCCGAAUUGGAGGCCCCCGGGGACCCCCGGCACUGAGAGCGAGCGGCCGGAGCCGGGCUGCAGCCCUGCGAGCUCGGGUGCAUGCUGCUGCUGCAGGGGGGGGCAGGCCGGCAGGCCCCGCAGCCAGCAGGUGCUGUCUGUAUGGAGAAGAGCGGCUGCAGCCCAUUCCCGAUGUGCUGGGCUAAAGAAUAUGACAGAUACCUAGCAUCUAGCAAAACCAUGGCAGCAGCUUACCUUGAUCCAAACUUGAAUCAUACACCAAGUUCAAGUGCAAAGACGCACCUCGGUACUGGGAUGGAGCGUUCCCCGGGGGCCAUGGAGAGAGUCCUGAAGGUUUUUCACUACUUUGAAAACAGCAGUGAGCCAACGACGUGGGCCAGCAUUAUCCGGCAUGGAGAUGCUACUGAUGUUCGAGGCAUAAUACAGAAGAUUGUGGACAGUCACAAAGUGAAAAAUGUGGCCUGCUAUGGGUUGCGACUCAGUCAUCUGCAGUCUGAGGAGGUUCACUGGCUGCACCUGGACAUGGGGGUAUCCAAUGUGAGAGAGAAAUUUGAACUAGCACAUCCUCCAGAAGAAUGGAAAUAUGAGCUGAGAAUUCGAUACCUGCCCAAAGGGUUUCUAAACCAGUUCACUGAGGACAAACCAACUUUAAAUUUUUUCUAUCAGCAGGUAAAAAAUGACUAUAUGUUAGAAAUAGCAGAUCAAGUGGACCAGGAAAUUGCUUUGAAACUAGGUUGCCUUGAAAUCAGGAGAUCCUACGGAGAGAUGAGAGGCAAUGCAUUAGAAAAGAAAUCCAAUUAUGAAGUGCUGGAAAAAGAUGUCGGUUUAAGACGAUUUUUUCCGAAGAGUUUGCUGGAUUCAGUGAAGGCAAAAACACUACGAAAAUUAAUCCAACAAACAUUUCGACAGUUCGCCAACCUCAACAGAGAAGAAAGUAUCUUGAAAUUCUUUGAGAUCCUCUCUCCAGUCUACAGAUUUGACAAGGAAUGCUUCAAGUGUGCUCUUGGUUCAAGCUGGAUUAUUUCAGUGGAGCUGGCAAUUGGCCCAGAAGAAGGAAUCAGCUACCUUACAGACAAGGGUGCAAAUCCAACUCACCUGGCAGAUUUUAAUCAAGUACAAACUAUUCAGUAUUCAAACAGUGAAGACAAGGACAGAAAAGGGAUGUUGCAACUGAAGAUUGCUGGUGCACCUGAGCCUCUGACAGUGACAGCACCAUCCUUAACCAUUGCAGAGAAUAUGGCUGACUUGAUAGAUGGAUAUUGCAGACUGGUGAAUGGAGCCACGCAAUCUUUUAUUAUCAGGCCGCAGAAAGAAGGUGAAAGAGCUUUACCAUCAAUACCAAAGCUGGCCAACAAUGAGAAGCAAGGAGUAAGGUCGCACACAGUCUCUGUAUCAGGAGUCAAUCACUGUCAGCAUAAAGUAAAGAAAGCUAGACGCUUUCUCCCUUUCGUCUUCUGUUCCCAUGAGCCGCCACCUAAGGAUGAAAUUAGUGGGGACGAAACAGAUGACUAUGCAGAGAUUAUAGAUGAAGAAGAUACUUAUACAAUGCCAUCAAAAAGCUAUGGAAUAGAUGAAGCCAGAGAUUAUGAAAUUCAAAGGGAGAGAAUUGAACUGGGGCGCUGCAUUGGUGAAGGACAAUUUGGAGAUGUGCACCAAGGAAUUUACAUCAGUCCGGAAAAUCCAGCCAUGGCUGUAGCAAUCAAAACGUGUAAAAACUGCACCUCAGACAGCGUUAGAGAGAAGUUCCUACAAGAAGCCUUAACGAUGCGUCAGUUUGAUCAUCCUCACAUUGUGAAGCUCAUUGGAGUUAUUACAGAAAACCCAGUAUGGAUAAUCAUGGAGCUCUGUACACUUGGAGAGCUGAGGUCGUUUUUGCAAGUAAGAAAAUUCAGCUUGGACCUGGCCUCCCUGAUCCUCUACGCUUACCAGCUUAGCACAGCGCUUGCUUACUUGGAGAGCAAAAGAUUUGUACAUAGAGAUAUUGCUGCUAGAAACGUGCUGGUAUCUGCCACUGACUGUGUGAAAUUGGGUGACUUUGGCUUAUCCCGAUACAUGGAAGACAGUACUUAUUAUAAAGCUUCCAAAGGAAAGUUACCUAUCAAAUGGAUGGCUCCAGAGUCAAUCAACUUCCGACGGUUUACCUCAGCAAGUGAUGUGUGGAUGUUUGGUGUGUGUAUGUGGGAGAUCCUGAUGCAUGGGGUAAAGCCCUUCCAGGGAGUGAAAAAUAAUGACGUUAUUGGUCGGAUUGAGAAUGGUGAGCGGCUCCCCAUGCCUCCGAACUGCCCUCCCACCCUCUACAGCCUUAUGACCAAGUGCUGGGCAUACGACCCUAGCAGACGACCCAGGUUUACUGAACUUAAAGCACAACUCAGUACAAUACUGGAGGAGGAGAAGCUGCAGCAAGAAGAACGAAUGAGAAUGGAAUCCAGGCGACAAGUCACAGUGUCCUGGGACUCAGGAGGAUCAGAUGAAGCUCCUCCCAAGCCCAGCAGGCCUGGUUACCCCAGCCCAAGGUCCAGUGAAGGGUUUUAUCCAAGUCCUCAGCAUAUGGUACAGCCAAAUCACUACCAGGUAUCUGGCUAUUCUGGUUCUCAUGGGAUACCAGCCAUGGCAGGCAGCAUUUAUCCUGGGCAGGCUUCUCUGUUGGAUCAAACGGAUUCCUGGAACCAUCGACCUCAGGAAGUAUCAGUGUGGCAGCCAAACAUGGAGGAUUCAGGCACUUUGGACGUACGAGGAAUGGGGCAGGUUCUACCCACACAUCUCAUGGAGGAGAGAUUAAUACGACAACAACAAGAGAUGGAAGAAGAUCAACGCUGGCUUGAAAAAGAGGAACGAUUCCUGAAACCCGAUGUGCGGCUCUCCAGAGGCAGCAUCGAGCGGGAGGACGGAGGUCUCCAGGGCCCAGCUGGUAACCAGCACAUAUAUCAGCCUGUGGGUAAACCAGAUCACGCUGCUCCACCAAAGAAGCCCCCUCGCCCUGGAGCCCCCCACUUGGGCAGCCUCGCGAGCCUGAACAGCCCCGUGGACAGCUACAAUGAAGGCGUGAAGCCAUGGAGGAUCAAGCCGCAGGAAAUCAGCCCUCCUCCUACAGCCAACCUGGACCGCUCCAAUGACAAAGUGUAUGAGAAUGUAACCGGGCUGGUGAAAGCUGUCAUAGAGAUGUCCAGUAAAAUACAGCCAGCUCCGCCGGAGGAGUAUGUGCCCAUGGUAAAGGAGGUUGGCUUGGCGUUGAGAACCUUGCUAGCAACCGUGGAUGAGUCGCUGCCAGUGCUUCCUGCAAGCACCCACAGAGAGAUUGAGAUGGCUCAGAAACUGCUGAACUCUGACCUGGCUGAGCUCAUUAACAAGAUGAAGCUGGCCCAGCAGUACGUCAUGACCAGCCUGCAGCAGGAGUACAAGAAGCAAAUGCUGACGGCUGCUCACGCUUUGGCUGUGGAUGCCAAGAACUUGCUGGAUGUCAUUGAUCAAGCCAGACUGAAAAUGAUCAGCCAGUCCAGGCCACACUAAGCACCGAGGGAAGAGUUUCAUCUGUCUGUUGUAGAAUUCUGCUUGCGAAAGGAUUAGUUCACCUUCCACCAGCAGUGAGGAUUAACCCAGCCGUGGUCCUGGCUUUCCAGCGCCUCUUGCUUCAGCAGCCCUGACUGACAGCCGUUGGUUCUCUCUCAUUGCAAAAGGUUAACCACGUCUUCUUAUCACAAAGCCAAGCUGGCCUGGGAUUCAGAAAGCGCCAUUAUCACCAGGUGAAGUUGUAUAGAAGUCCUUGGGAAAUGGCGGUUCGUUCCAUGGCGUCGGCCGCGCUCAGCCCAGAGCUGCCGUGGAGUUUGGGAGCCAGAACUGUUGGAGCAGCGGAGUGAGAUAUUGUGAAGAAUUCUGGGAAACCUCAGGGCUGAGAAUUCUUGCCCACAGUAUAAAGAACUAUCCAGACUGGAAUCUUGUUUUUUUUUUUUAUUAGAACACUUACGUCGCAAUAUGCUAAUCACAAUUUACAGAGAAAGAAAAUAAAGAAGCUAUAUUUUCAAGACGUCGGGUCAUUUCGAGACAAACUAAAGCCCUCUUCAUCUUCCUGCCUUUUACUUUUAUGUGAAUGCGUGACGCCUUUGGUUGGAAAUAGCUGUAGGACACGACGGAAAAACUCUCUUCUUUUUCACCAGAAAUAACGUGCCAGUUCUUUUGUAGCGAUGUUGUUUUCCUUGGAAGCGAAAAUGCUGCUUUGUACCAGAGCAACUCAGAGCUGCACUUAAAGAGUCCUGUAACCAUUCAUGUCCCCCCACCCCCGUUUUUAUAUAAUUUAUAAAGACAGAUUAAAGCCAUGUUGAAUAUUUUAAGCCCCCUGUAGUGAACUAACCCAUCCUUUUGUCUGUCUUGCCUGGGAGGAGUUACAGUAGAGCAGUUGUAAUUAGAUUUUCCUUGGUUUUUCCAAUUACGCCAUCUGUUCUGUUAAAAUAAAAACCACACUCCCUUUUUGCUGUUGAGGGAUAUAAAUUAUUCUCAGGAAGAAUAUAAUGAACUGUACAGUUACUUUGACCUAUUAAAAAGGUGUUACCAGUGAA